UCAAAGGUGGCUGCCGGUGUGUUCCGAAGCACCAGAUUCCAACACGAGCUGUUUCUAAUCAUUUCUCAUAUUGUUUACUCGUAUAUUUUCCAUUCCCGAGCUGUUGUCUAGCUUGCAGUUCACGAACUAUAACUAGCUCCAGUAGUGCCACAGCGGUGAUACCGUAGUAUCAAAUUAGUUACAUCCUGCCCGAGCAGCCAGUUGGCCACGCGUUAGUCAGCAAUUGCACGUGAAUCUUCGCGUAGACUCGCAAAGUGUUUGCAAUGUGAAUUCGCACGUUCGACGAUCUACCAACAGUAUCUGCUGAACCUUUUCCCGGCACUAUUAGUAAUAGUUUUGGCGGCAGACGGAGCCGCAGUGGCGCGCGUCUUGCGGUGACCAAGGUCGUCGCCUUCGUUGUAGUUUUCGGUGGAUGCCACCGUGGCAGUGAGUGCAAAUUUCUGAGAUUCUUCGCGUGACACUUGUAAUACCCUUGAUUCUUCGUGCCAUAACUUUGCCAGAGAGUUCGUGCUCUUGCCAUCUGUGAAAAGUGUUUGCCCCAACGUUUUAUCGAUACAAGAAAAGGAGACGCACGGUAUCUGAUCUGAAUUGAAUUUUGGAGUUAGGUGAUAUUGACCUUUGUGAGCAGAAGAAAAUUUUCAAUUUGUGCAAUGGCCACUAAAGAAGGCGAAGAGGGCCCAAUGCAUUUGAAGCGUUGCUCGACGGAGAAGCUUCGUGAAAUAUUCACCAAAUAUGCCACACAGGAAGUCAACGGUGAACUGUACAUGACCAGCGAUGACUUCGUGAGGGGUUUCCUCGGACAAUCAUAUAAUGAGGAAUCGGUCACACUGUUGGCCGGUAUCGCAGACACCAGCAAGGAUGGGCUGAUCUCGUUUGCCGAGUUCCAAGCGUUCGAAGGUCUGCUCUGCACACCGGACGCCCUGUACAAAACCGCCUUCCAGCUGUUCGAUCGCAAUGGUAACGGUUCGGUGACGUACAGUGAGUUUGUCGAUGUUUUCAAAAAGACAGAUCUGCACGCUAAAAUCCCGUUCAAACUGGACGGUCCAUUCAUACAGCUCUACUUCGGCAAGGACCGGCAGCGAACGAUCAACUAUGCGGAGUUUUCACAGUUUUUGCAUGACUUUCACGAGGAAUGCGCGUUGGAAGCGUUCCGAAUGAAGGACACCUCCGGGUCCGGGUUCAUCUCGGCACUCGAUUUUCAGGAUAUUAUGGUUAAUGUGAAGAAACACCUGCUGACGGCCGACGUCAAGGAUAAUCUAGUGGCGGUCACAGAAGGACACAAGGUCAGCUUUCCCUACUUCAUGGCAUUUAACUCGCUGCUAAACAAUAUGGAGCUCAUCAAGCGGAUCUAUCUGAACGCAACGGGAGGAAAUCGAACGGAGCCCAUUACCAAAGACGAACUUCUCCAGUCGGCACAAACCAUGAGCCAAAUCACUCCGCUGGAAAUCGAUAUUCUUUUCCAGCUGACGGGAGCAAUCCAUCAAACGGGUGUUUGGUGGAAGCGUAGAAAAGUAAUUGAGAAGAAUAGGCGAAUCGUGUACGGCGAUUUGAGCAGUAUUGCACCGGAACACUAUACCAAACAUAUCACAACUAGGCUAACGGAAAUUAAAGCCGUGGAAUCACCUGCUGAUCGGUCGAUAUUCAUCCAGAUGCUGGAAAGCACCUACCGCUUCACGCUGGGCUCCGUUGCUGGAGCCGUUGGUGCUACUGCUGUCUAUCCAAUCGAUUUGGUCAAGACGCGAAUGCAGAACCAGCGAACGGGAUCGUUCAUCGGUGAAGUGGCCUACCGGAACUCGUGGGAUUGUUGUAAAAAGGUCAUCCGCCAUGAAGGCUUUCUCGGGCUUUACCGAGGUCUGGUGCCGCAGCUGAUGGGUGUGGCACCGGAGAAAGCCAUCAAGCUGACCGUGAACGAUUUCGUGCGUGAUAAAUUAACCGACAAGCAGGGUCAAAUUCCACGUUGGGGGGAAAUACUUGCUGGUGCUUGCGCUGGUGGGUCCCAGGUUAUUUUCACCAAUCCGCUGGAAAUAGUCAAGAUUCGCCUGCAGGUAGCAGGUGAAAUCGCCGGCGGAGCCAAGGUGCGAGCCUGGAAUGUGGUUCGCGAGUUGGGUCUCUUUGGCCUGUACAAGGGUGCCCGCGCUUGUUUGCUUCGUGAUGUGCCAUUUUCUGCCAUUUAUUUCCCAAUGUACGCUCACACAAAAGCUGCCUUUGCCGAUGAAGAGGGCUACAAUCAUCCACUAACACUGCUGGCGGCCGGUGCUAUUGCCGGUAUUCCAGCUGCUUCCCUGGUUACCCCGGCUGAUGUGAUCAAGACGCGACUCCAGGUUGUGGCCCGUACGGGACAAACCACCUACAGCGGGGUGAUCGAUGCAGCCCGGAAAAUCAUGGCCGAAGAGGGACCCCGUGCCUUUUGGAAGGGAACAGUUGCCCGAGUCUUCCGCUCAUCACCUCAAUUCGGUGUUACGCUAGUUACUUAUGAACUCCUGCAGCGAAUGCUGUACGUCGACUUUGGCGGUUCGAGGCCGGCCGGUUCGGAUGUGGCGCAGGCCAAACAGGAACUGUCCAAGGUGAACCCGGACCACAUCGGUGGUUACCAGGCGGCCCUACCGAUGCUGAAUGGAAUCGAGACCAAGUUCGGCUUGAGCUUACCGCGGUUUGCGUCGACUUUGAAGGUGCCCUCGGCCAAACAAGCUUCCUGAAACCUGCUUGGAUGGUUUAGGGGAACUGCGGGCGACGGUGGAGAGGAUGGCCGCCGCGGAGGAGGUAACAAACGUUGGAGUAACUUCUUCUGGUAGCGACAGAACUUGGAGUGAACUUGGAGGUGUGACUGGACUGGACGAACGCCAAAAGCGCGCGAAGAGUAUUUAUCGAGAUGGACGUGUGUGGAAUGUGUUGUGCGCUGAGAGCUACCGGGCUCGGUAGGAAUUGAAGUUACAAUAUGGAGGAAAGCGUGACGCACGCCGGAUGCUAUUAGUCUAGAAAUGUUAUAGAGCGUGAUAGUUCUAUUUUAAUUCACUAGUUCACAAAACGUCAACGUCCGAAAUGAUUUAGUGAUUUUCGUUAUCAAUCAUUUGAGUGAGAUUAAUCGUUUUUAAAGUUUAAAUUUUGUACACCGGAAAAUUGACGAAAAAGAUAUAAGAGAGAAUAAAGUGCAUUUGUUUUAUUUUUACAAAGAA
This is a messenger RNA of Aedes aegypti (yellow fever mosquito), 3173 nucleotides long. It is a transcript of the gene aralar1, whose product is annotated as calcium-binding mitochondrial carrier protein Aralar1. The transcript has 10 exons. Gene Ontology annotation, molecular function: calcium ion binding; L-aspartate transmembrane transporter activity; L-glutamate transmembrane transporter activity. NCBI's taxonomy places the organism in Eukaryota, Metazoa, Arthropoda, Insecta, Diptera, Culicidae. Gene Ontology annotation, biological process: L-glutamate transmembrane transport; malate-aspartate shuttle; aspartate transmembrane transport. Bases 651 to 2696 code for a protein of 681 amino acids. The record is from RefSeq and is a predicted model, not a curated record.